CACAAAACCCUGCAAUCUCUCUCUCUCUCUCUCUCUCUCUCUCUCAUCAUCAUCAGUCGUCUUCUUCUCUUCCACUGUGAGUGGGUUGGAUUGGAGGUUUAGAGAACACAACAGAGAGAGAGAGACCACUGUUGGGUUGGAUUGGAGGUUUAGAGAACACAACAGAGUGGGUUGGAUUGGAGGUUUAGAGGGUUGGAUUGGAGGUUUAGAGAGAGAGAGAGAGAGAGAGAGAUUUUCCAUGGCGGCGGGUAUUCUGGUGAGUUCGAAAACGGAGCUGAAAAGGAGAGAGAAGCUGAAGAAGAAGGCGAAAUCAGGAGGCUUCGAGUCGAUGAAUCUGAGCCCUAAUGUUUUCAGAGGCGUCAAGCGUAAGGGCUACAGGCUCCCCACUCCUAUUCAGCGUAAGACCAUGCCUAUUAUCCUCGCCGGCGCCGACGUCGUCGCCAUGGCCCGCACCGGCUCCGGCAAGACUGCCGCUUUCCUCAUCCCCAUGCUUGAGAAGCUCAAGCAGCACGUUCCUCAGGGCGGCGUUAGGGCUCUCAUUUUGUCCCCCACCAGAGACUUGGCUCUUCAGACCUUGAAAUUCACCAAAGAACUCGGUCGCUUCACUGAUCUUCGUAUUAGUUUACUAGUUGGUGGUGAUAGUAUGGAAAGCCAGUUUGAAGAAUUGGCACAGAAUCCCGACAUCAUAAUUGCAACCCCUGGUAGGCUCAUGCACCAUUUGUCUGAGGUUGACGAUAUGUCAUUGCGUACCGUGGAGUAUGUCGUUUUUGAUGAAGCUGAUUGUCUCUUCAGUAUGGGCUUUGCUGAACAGUUGCAUCAAAUCCUUACCCAACUUACUGAGAACCGGCAGACCUUGCUUUUCAGUGCAACCUUACCUAGUGCCCUUGCUGAGUUUGCUAAGGCUGGGUUGCGGGAGCCUCAUCUUGUGCGACUUGAUUUGGAGUCUAGGAUUAGCCCUGACUUGAAGCUUAACUUUUUCACCCUACGGCAUGAAGAAAAAAAUGCUGCAUUGUUGUAUCUGGUAAGAGAACAAAUCAGUUUUGAUCAGCAGUCAUUGAUUUUUGUUUCUACAAAACAUCACGUAGAGUUUCUUAAUAAUCUGUUCAGAGAAGAGGGUAUUGAGGCUUCUGUAUGUUACGGUGAUAUGGAUCAAGAUGCUCGCAAAAUUCAUGUGUCAAAAUUUAGGGCUAGAAAGACCAUGUUGCUGAUUGUGACUGAUAUUGCUGCUAGGGGUAUUGACAUCCCGUUGCUUGAUAAUGUUAUUAACUGGGAUUUCCCCCCCAAACCUAAACUUUUCGUGCAUCGAGUAGGGCGAGCUGCAAGAGCAGGUCGGACUGGCACUGCAUUUUCUUUUCUCACAGCUGAAGAUAUGCCUUAUCUUUUAGAUCUUCAUCUCUUUCUCUCAAAACCAAUCAGAGCUGCUCCCACAGAAGAGGAGGUUUUACAAGAUAUGGAUGGAGUAAUGUCCAAAAUUGAUCAAGCAAUUGCAAAUGGAGACACUGUUUAUGGGCGUUUUCCUCAAACAGUUAUAGAUCUUGUUUCUGAUAGAGUUCGAGAAAUUAUUGAUUCCUCUGCAGAACUGACUUCGUUGCUGAAAGCCAGUACAAAUGCAUUCCGGUUAUAUUCUAAGACUAAACCAUUACCUGCAAGGGAGUCCAUUAGAAGAGCAAAGGAUUUACCUCGUGAAGGGUUGCAUCCAAUUUUCAAAAAUGUGCUAGGUGGCAAUGAGUUAACAGCACUGGCCUUUUCAGAACGCUUGAAAACCUUCAGACCCAAGCAGACUAUUUUAGAAGCUGAAGGUGAAGCUGCUAAAUCAAAGCGUGUACAAGGCCCUUCUGGACAAUGGGUUGAUGUGAUGAAGAAGAAAAGAGCUAUUCACGAGGAGGUCAUUAAUAUGGUACAUCAGAAACGCUCUAAUGAUCAUUUGACAAAGGAAGAGAUACCUGAAAUCACUUCUUCAAAGGACACAAAGAAAAAAGUUUCUGGUUCCAAAAGGAAGGCAAAGACCUUCAAGGAUGAUGAAUACUUUAUAAGUGCGGUACCUACAAAUCAACAUUUGGAGGCAGGACUCAUGGUAAGAGCUAACGAAGGCUUUGAAUCAAACAGGUUGGAAGCUGCUGUGCUGGAUCUGGUUGCAGAUGAUAGUGGUGGCAUGCAGAAACAAAAAUCUAGAUUCCACUGGGAUAAGAGGAGUAAGAAGUACAUCAAGUUAAACAAUGGGGACCGUGUGACAGCUAGUGGAAAGAUAAAGACAGAGGGUGGUGCAAAAGUAACAGCUAACAAAACUGGCAUAUACAAGAGGUGGAAAGAGCAGUCACACAAUAAAAUAUCCCUUAAAGGAUCCAGUUAUGAGGGCAAUGCUGAAGAAUCCAAAAGUUUUUCAGGUGGUAAUGGCAUACGAGGAGACAACAGAAGGUUCAAAGGUGGGAAGAAGCAUUGGUCAAUGCCCAAUGCUCACGUGCGUUCAGAAAUUAAAGAUGUUGAACAAGUUCGCAAGGAAAGGCAGAAAAAGGCAACCAGAAAUUCUUAUAUGAAGAGCAAAUCUAAGGGGAAAAAGUUUGGUAAAAAUGGUAAAAAGGGAGGGGGUGGAAGACAAAGUAGUAGAGAUAGGCAAGGCCGGUCCCACUAGCUUCUCAAGUUUGUUGUGUCAACAUAGGACGGUUCUCAAAGAACAACCCAGAAGAGGGAGACUCGGCGCAAGUUUUGGUCUACAAGAGAAUCAAGAGCUGUUCGCAUUGUUGGAGUUUGCAUACAACACAGAACAAGUUUUGAUUUCGUGUUUGGAAGAAAGCAGAAUAGGAGGGUGAGAAGUUGAAUUUCCUUGAUAGUGUUAUAUUCUUUGGUCUUUAUUAUUUCUCUAUUGUAUUUAAAUUCUAUGUGGUAUUAGAGUGGGUCAACUGGACCUUAACCUAAGAUUUCUUUGCAAGUUUUGUUUCAUUGUUUUUUUCGCUGCUCAUUCUAAAUGUUAAGGCAAUUAUUUGUCAAAUUUGGUGCCUCUGAAAGGGUUUUUUUACUUUAUAAAAAAAAAUUGUGGUGACGUUAGUUUCA
Camellia sinensis is the source of this 3048-nucleotide messenger RNA. Its product is annotated as putative DEAD-box ATP-dependent RNA helicase 29. The record is from RefSeq and is a predicted model, not a curated record. Gene Ontology annotation, molecular function: RNA binding; ATP binding; RNA helicase activity. Lineage: Eukaryota; Viridiplantae; Streptophyta; Magnoliopsida; Ericales; Theaceae. Gene Ontology annotation, cellular component: nucleus; cytosol.